AUGCGGUACAACGAUGUUGACCAACUGAAACCCCUCCUCGGCGACGAAUUCUGCAAACGACUCAACGCCAUAUUCGAAUCCCAUUCCUCUCUCCUUCUUCUCGAUAACGACGACGACGAUUCUUCCGAAGUACUCAGCACUCUAUUUGAAGGAUACUCCCCUUUCCAAGCUUCUACUGAUGUCAACAACGACAAAAUUCCACCAGUGACCGUCUCCCACAUCUCCCGUCUUCCAACCGAAAUCUUAGUCGAAAUCUUCAAACUAUACGUCGAUUCCACGUUCGAUAUUGCAUGCUGGUCCGAUAGUUGGAUGAAGGCCCGCCCUACUCCGCCACUUACCAGACAAAGAUACCGUCUGAAUGAGGAAUAUACUUCCGAACCAGAUGGUAAAUGUGAGAUAGGUCGAUGGCCACCUGCAUUACUGCUCUCGAGAGUAUCAAACAGAUGGCACGAUAUCGCCCUCGAUAUGCCCUAUCUCUGGUCGUUCCUACACAUCAAAGUUGGGACGGACGAUAAAGACAUCUCCCGGCUAUUGUAUCCAUAUCGAUCGAGUGCUGAAGAUGCUAGUGGGCCGAAAGGUUUAGAGUAUGAAGUGAAUUUGGGAGAAAAGAAGAAAAAAACAGAGAAUAUGCUUCGACGGCUUCGAAGAUUGGUCGCUGCGCUCGUGAGAUCGGAGAACUUGCCAUUGAAGGUAUGCUUGACAAUCAACUUGCCAAAAACCGACUACGAGACCAUCAGUAUCAACUCGUUUCCAAUCCUCCGUCUAUUGAUGGCAGUCUCUCCCCGAUGGAACGAGUUGUACGCCGCUGUUCCUGUGGGUGCCACACAAGCCCUCGUUCAAAUGUGUAGCAGACUGCCAUUGUUGGAAACCUUGAUGUGGAAGACGGUAUUAGACGGCCGCAAUGAUUUCUGGAGGGCGGGAUUCUGCCUGCAUGGACCCGCUAUUCGGAAACUUAUCCUGUGUAACAUACGUUCUUCUUCACUCCCUCCAUCUGUCACUUCCCUCGUCUGCACUGUAAGCCUCGAGAAUUACUGCAUGACGAGGAGUACGCUCAACUGUAUCGGAUCAUUUCCGUCGCAAGAUCACCUCCAACAUCUCUCCUUGACCCAAGUAGAUCUUUAUGCAAGGGUGGACUUUGGGGCUCUCUUGACAUUCAACUCACUCCGCUCGCUCUCUCUGAUAACCAAACUCCCGAAUUCACAACGGUCAGCAGUGCGCCUUUGCCGAGUUCCCACACUGCUCGAUGAUUUUAUCACCCCUCAACUCGAGAGUUUGUAUCUUGACGGAUGCUACGGAGCAGGAAACAACGUUCGGGAUAUGUUGCUCCGUUCAGGCUGUCUCUUGAGAGAGCUAGAGGUCAGAGGAGGUCUAAUGUCGACUCCCAGUGAAAUGGAAAACCUGUUUAUGCGGGUCACACCUGGUCUUUGGAAACUUACGAUGUCGGACUGUAGUGAGGUGGACGACGGGCUGAUCCGAUCGAUGACCCCCGGGCUUCCACGUGCGACUAUUACUUGCGUCCUUCCAGAAUUAAUCGAACUCCGGUGCGAGAUGAUAUCUCUGAGCGAGGAGGUGGUUCGUGGCUUUGUAGAAUCUCGAUGGAAGAUUGGGGCCAAGGACACAGACGAGGCCAAGUUCGAUGAGGACUCUUUCGGAGUGCGUCGACCCCAAGUGGUUGCUUUGGAGGUGUUUAGCAUUCCUGGUUCCAAUAUAUUCAACCGGUGGGAGCGAGUGUUACUGAAAGAGGGCCUGCAUAUCACGAUCAAGCGGAAACAAAAUACUCCGUUUAGUUUUUCCUUCAGUUUGAAGAGAGGAACAACCACUAUUUGA
Marasmius oreades (fairy-ring Marasmius) is the source of this 1827-nucleotide messenger RNA. RefSeq lists its product as uncharacterized. The transcript has a single exon. NCBI's taxonomy places the organism in Eukaryota, Fungi, Basidiomycota, Agaricomycetes, Agaricales, Marasmiaceae. The coding region runs from base 1 to 1827 and encodes 608 amino acids. The record is from RefSeq and is a predicted model, not a curated record.